Emericellopsis atlantica is the source of this 1569-nucleotide messenger RNA. RefSeq names its product putative zinc finger motif, C2HC5-type-domain-containing protein. The record is from RefSeq and is a predicted model, not a curated record. Gene Ontology annotation, molecular function: zinc ion binding. Bases 1 to 1569 code for a protein of 522 amino acids. Gene Ontology annotation, cellular component: nucleus. Gene Ontology annotation, biological process: regulation of DNA-templated transcription. The transcript has a single exon. NCBI's taxonomy places the organism in Eukaryota, Fungi, Ascomycota, Sordariomycetes, Hypocreales, Bionectriaceae.
AUGUCGCUCGCUCAGCUAGCGCAGCUGCUGCCACUUCCGAACGAGGAGCUGCAGCAAGUACUCGACUACGGCGCAUCGCUCCCAAAAGCUGAGGCGGCAUCCCACUUCAGUAACCUUCUCGGCAACAGCCCCCAAGCGGUUGAGUUCAUCGCCUCCUUCAACUCUCGUCGGAAGGAGAUUACCGCUGCCUCGAACUCAUCAGCGCCCGUAUCACAAACCGCAUCUGCAUCCGCGUCGGACAUUGACUCUGUCCCCAAGUCGAAACGUGGCCAGGCGAAGAAGAAAAAGCCUCCGAUUGGCCAGCUACCAGCACGUCAGCUCGAUUACACGGUGCCCGCCGGCAAGGCCUACAAUAAGAAAGAUGAGGAGCUCGAGUAUAUGCCUACAGUACCGCGCGCGAGCCUGCCAAACAGCAAACAUGCCUCUGGUUCUAGCACCCCAGCAGAGCAGACUCGAAGGGAGCGACCCUCUGCCGGCUUCCUGAUCUCGGAUCCCGUGUCAAAGUCAAAGCCAAAGUCUACGCCCACAUCGCGUAGCUCAACACCGAAACCGACAGCCAAAACGAGUACAAAGAUUACUAUAGCUGGCGGCACGCCUAUGGCGGGACAGUCUACGGCACUGGCAGAUUUAGAGUCCGCGAUACGAGCCCUGGAGAUUACGACAAACCCAACGUUGGAUAAUACAGAGGCAAGGAAGUGCAAUUGCGUUGCAACGAGACAUGCUCUCCAGGGCGCAGCACCCAAUUGUUUGACGUGCGGCAAGGUCAUUUGCAUGAAGGAGGGUCUCGGGCCAUGUACAUUCUGUGGAACGCCUCUGCUCAAGCCGGCCGAGGUGCAGGCUAUGAUGAGAGAACUUCGAGAGGAGCGAGGCCGCGAGCUCAUGGCUGUAGACGCCAAAGCAAAUCGUCGAGCAGACGUUGCCAAGACCCCAGCGCCCUUUACAAAGCCUCGCGGGAACGAAAGCCCGGUAAACGAAGCUGAAGCGAAGGCACGUGAGCACCGGGACAAGCUGCUCAAUUUCCAGGCCCAAAACGCUCGGAGAACCACGGUACGCGACGAGGCAAGCGAUUUUGAUGUCAGCGGAGCAAUGGCUGGGACAGGUGGGAGCAUGUGGGCCACUCCCGAGGACAGGGCCAAAGAGCUGAAGCGACAGCAAAAGCUGAUGCGCGAAAUGGAGUGGAAUGCCAAACCAGACUACGAAAAGAGGCAGCAGAUUGUGAGUAUUGAUCUCAAGGGUCGGAAGGUGACGCGUAAGAUGGCUGCGAUAGAACGCCCACAAACCCCGGAAAGCGACGAAGAAAACGACGAGAUGGAGGACCACAAUGGGCCCGAGCCGACAGCCAACAAGGGCAGACUUGGAGGUGGCGCCUUCAGUGGCAAUCCCUUGCUAGGUGCACUUAUCAAGCCAGUGUUCAAUGCCAAGGGCAAAGGGCCGGAACUUGAGGGGAGGAGACCACGCCAGGCGGGCUGGCGGCGGGUUCAAGAUGACCUGGACAACAACGAAGAUGUCAUACUAGACGGCGGGGUGCGCGGGCACACAGGAGUGGGCGAUGAGCCAGAGUGUGGAUAG